This is a messenger RNA of Salvia miltiorrhiza (redroot sage), 1154 nucleotides long. Its product is annotated as aquaporin TIP4-1. Gene Ontology annotation, molecular function: water channel activity. NCBI's taxonomy places the organism in Eukaryota, Viridiplantae, Streptophyta, Magnoliopsida, Lamiales, Lamiaceae. The record is from RefSeq and is a predicted model, not a curated record. The transcript has 3 exons. Gene Ontology annotation, biological process: transmembrane transport; water transport. Gene Ontology annotation, cellular component: membrane. Bases 182 to 925 code for a protein of 247 amino acids.
AAUGUGUUUCAAUGGAAUCUUACUCAUGAAUAUGCAUGUUCAUGCAUGUGCAUGCUCCUAUAAAUACACCAAUUUGUGGGAAAGCCUAUUGCCAUUCAUAUGUAGCACCAAUAAUUCUACAUUAAUUUCUAUAUUUCCUCUCUAAUUAAUUCUCUAACUAUUAAUUAAAUUUAUUUUUGUGAUGGCGAAGAUCGCCGUCGGCAACGCCGCCGAGGCUUACCAGCCGGACACCCUCCAAGCCUUGGUGGUGGAGUUCAUCUGCACCUUCCUUUUCGUCUUUGCCGGCGUCGGCGCCGCCAUGGCCACCGAUAAGUUGAAUGGGGACCCACUAGUGGGGCUGUUUUUUGUGGCGAUGGCGCAUGCUCUGGUGGUGGCGGUGAUGAUCUCCGCCGGUUUCCGCAUCUCCGGCGGCCACCUCAACCCCGCCGUCACCCUCGGCCUCCUCGUCGGCGGCCACAUCACGGUGGUGAGGUCGAUUCUCUAUUGGAUUGAUCAGUUGUUGGCUUCCGUCGCCGCGUGUGCUCUGCUCAGCUACAUCACCGGCGGAAUGACGACACCAAUUCAUUCACUAGCAAGUGGAGUGGGGGCCAUUCAAGGUAUAGUAAUGGAGAUCGUUUUGACAUUCUCAUUGCUCUUCACCGUUUACGCCACAAUAGUUGACCCAAAGAAGGGGAACCUUGAGGGCCUAGGCCCACUCCUUACUGGGCUCGUCGUUGGGGCCAACAUUAUGGCCGGCGGCCCGUUCUCCGGUGCCUCCAUGAACCCGGCUAGGUCUUUCGGACCGGCCCUCGUCUCCGGGAACUGGACCGACCACUGGAUCUACUGGGUUGGGCCCCUCAUCGGGGGAGGCCUCGCCGGGUUCAUCUGCGAGAACUUUUUCAUUGUCAGGACGCACGUUCCUCUGGCUCGAGACGAAACUUUCUGAAUCAAAGGUUGCCGGUGUUAAUAUAGCGGUCGAUAUUAUUUUGUGUGGUUUCUUCCUUUCUUUCUUUUUAUGGUGUAAUUUUUAUUUCUUUUGAAUUGUUGCUAGUCUUUUUCUUUUCUUUUUAUAUAUGUAAUUUUAGUGCUUUUGUAGAUUAUGAUGGUGAUCGAGCAAAUUAAUAAAAUGUGAAGGUGUAAUUUUCAUGAGAAUGAAUUAUGUGCUUUUGUGGAUA